This is a messenger RNA of Lentinula edodes (shiitake mushroom), 387 nucleotides long. RefSeq lists its product as uncharacterized. The transcript has 2 exons. The record is from RefSeq and is a predicted model, not a curated record. NCBI's taxonomy places the organism in Eukaryota, Fungi, Basidiomycota, Agaricomycetes, Agaricales, Omphalotaceae. The annotation marks the transcript as partial.
CAGGCAGUCCUCCCGGCGUCCCAAUUCAAGGCUAAGGCCCUACCUCUCCACGUCAACGUUACACAUACUCCACCAAGCGCUGGCGACGACGAUACCGUUCCAUCUACUUCAGCAGACCCAGGACAAUUAGGCUCUCUCACCCUUGUCCCAAGUUCGUUCAAUACAGGCAGUUAUGGCUGGAAAGGCAGUAAGCGCCUCACAGUGGAGCUCGAAAAUGAUACAGGGACAAAGGAAAAAGUGCAGGUUAUGCUGACGAUUAACGCUACUGUGUUAAACAGUAAGAAUGCUCCUUCAGAACAGGAAAAAGAUGAAGCGAAAGAUACAAACGGGGAAGCAGCUAAGGAGAAGGAGGAGGGGGAGGAUGGAGGCGAGAAGGAUGGUGAGUAG